AGAUCACAGCCAUGUGAUGCACGGGGUGUGACUCAAACUUGCGAGGACGGACACGAGUGAAUAAGGUGUCUUGAUGCUGACCGAAGGGGCUUCUCAACAUUUCUAAGCCCUGUAAAUGUCUGAAGCACCGUGCUGGAGAGGUCUGGAAUUUCAUUAUGGAACACAACAGCUUUCAGGAUCAGAGUAAAAAUUACACAGUGCCGGUACAGAGUGACCAGAGGAACAUGUUGGGUACAUACGGAUACUGUUCUAUGCUGUCCAACUUCCGUAUCGAGAAGUUGAUCGGACGUGGGCAGUUCAGCGAGGUUUAUAAAGCCACAUGUCUACUGGACAACCAACAGGUGGCCCUGAAGAAAGUACAGAUGUUUGAAAUGAUGGAUGCUAAAGCCCGGCAAGACUGCAUAAAAGAGAUCGACUUGCUAAAGCAAUUGAACCAUCCAAACGUAAUAAAGUAUUUGGACUCAUUUAUUGAAGAAAACGAGUUGAAUAUUGUUCUGGAGUUAGCUGGUGCUGGUGACCUCUCUCAGAUGAUUAAGUAUUUUAAGAAGAAACAAAGAUUGAUUCCAGAGAGGGCAAUAUGGAAGUAUUUUGUGCAGCUCUGCAGUGCACUGGAACACAUGCACUCCCGUAGAGUCAUGCAUCGAGAUAUAAAACCAGCCAAUGUAUUCAUCACAUCUAUUGGAGAGGUCAAGCUGGGGGACCUAGGACUGGGUCGAUUCUUUAGCUCCAAAACCACUGCAGCACACUCUCUUGUUGGAACACCGUAUUACAUGUCUCCCGAGAGGAUUCAUGAAAACGGCUACAACUUCAAAUCAGACAUCUGGUCUCUGGGCUGCCUGCUGUAUGAGAUGGCAGCACUGCACAGCCCCUUCUACAGUGAUAAGAUGAACCUGCUCUCAUUGUGCCAAAAGAUCGAACAGUGUGACUACCCACCCCUCCCAUCAGAGCACUAUUCACAGAAGCUCAGAGAUCUGGUCAUUAUGUGUAUCAACCCAGAACCCGAUCAGCGGCCCGACAUACUCUUCGUCCUGCAGUUCUCCACACAGAUGCACAUGUGGAUGGCCAGCCCGAUACAAACGCACACACAGAACCAUUGUACAAACCUGUGAUCUCUGCUCCCUCAUUCCAGUAUAUCAAGCUAUGAUAGACACUUCCUCAAGAAAUAAGUUACGAGAGAAAGCAAGCUUAUUGACAGUAUCUGUACAGUUGUAGGCUGAACAUUUCUCUAGAUUUGUUUGGAAAGGAAUGCCAAUAUACUCUAUUGUGCUUUCAAAGUAUGUAUCACUGUGCUGUUUGGUGAUUGGUUUAGAGACUGUGGAAGGGAUGUUACAUUGGUCAGGUCACAUGACCCAGUGUCUCAUGUUGAUAAUGUCACAGCAAGGUAGUUCCAUUUAUACAUACUUCCACUGUUAGGCUUAUAUUUGUAACAUUUACAAGAGCCUUACAGUUGAGUUACUUAUCUCUCUUUUUAUGUUUCUCAAACACACACAAAAUUGUUGAAGGUGAUUUCCCAGGAAACACUCGUUGGCAAGACAUUGGACUGCGUUUUUAAUUCAGUGGCCUUGUUCUCUGGUCAAAUUUCUCCAUGUAAAAUCAUUUUUCCAACAGGAUGUUAUGCUUUAAGGCUUUUUUUAAACAAUUCCUCAUAUGUGUACAUGUUGCGUAAUUAACAAUAAAAUUUUACUGUAAACAUUGGUUUUGAAG
This is a messenger RNA of Xyrauchen texanus (razorback sucker), 1704 nucleotides long. Its product is annotated as serine/threonine-protein kinase Nek7-like. The coding region runs from base 156 to 1109 and encodes 317 amino acids. Lineage: Eukaryota; Metazoa; Chordata; Actinopteri; Cypriniformes; Catostomidae. Gene Ontology annotation, molecular function: ATP binding; protein kinase activity. Gene Ontology annotation, biological process: protein phosphorylation. The record is from RefSeq and is a predicted model, not a curated record. The transcript is spliced from 10 exons.